Messenger RNA from Diabrotica virgifera virgifera (western corn rootworm), 13604 nucleotides. RefSeq names its product uridine-cytidine kinase. The coding region runs from base 99 to 854 and encodes 251 amino acids. Gene Ontology annotation, cellular component: cytoplasm; cytosol. Lineage: Eukaryota; Metazoa; Arthropoda; Insecta; Coleoptera; Chrysomelidae. Gene Ontology annotation, molecular function: kinase activity; ATP binding. The record is from RefSeq and is a predicted model, not a curated record. The transcript has 6 exons.
ACGUCUUCGCUGACAGUGACAAUACCAUGCGAUCUUUUUAAAAUAGCAGGAGUAUUUUAAAAUUUAAAAUAAUCAUCUAUUUUAUAUUUUUUUUAAUCAUGAGUGCCGUAAAGUUGAACGGGGAGCACAAAGUCAACGGAUCUGAUCUGAAGACACCCUUCUUAAUAGGAGUGGCCGGGGGCACAGCCAGUGGAAAGAGUACAGUAUGUAAGAGAAUAAUGGAAAAACUGGACCAAGUUGAAGUAGACCAGAAGCAGAGACAAGUAGUGUGUAUAUCUCAAGAUAGUUUUUAUAGGGAAUUGACCCCAUCGGAAAUUAUUAAAGCUGAAAAGGGGCAAUUUAAUUUUGAUCAUCCUGAUGCAUUUAAUGAAACCCUGAUGUAUGAAGUGUUGAUUGAUAUUUUGGCUGGCAAAAUGGUUCAGAUACCCACUUACGACUACAGGAAUCAUUCCUUGAGCAAAGACGAGAUUUUAACCAUAUACCCCGCAGAUGUAGUACUUUUCGAAGGCAUUUUAGUGUUUUAUUUUCCCGAAGUUAGAAAACUAUUUCACAUGAAACUUUUUGUAGAUACAGAUUCAGACACCAGGUUAGCUAGGAGAGUUCCCCGUGAUAUAAAUGAAAGAGGACGCGACCUGGAGCAAGUACUUAAUCAAUAUAUGAACUUCGUAAAACCUGCAUUUGAAGAAUUUUGUUCACCUACCAAAAAAUUUGCUGACGUUAUUAUACCUAGAGGUGCUGAUAACAGUGUGGCUAUUGACCUGAUAGUUCAGCACAUCAGAGACAUUUUACAUGGGAACCACCGACCAAACACAAACGGGUUUCACCAAAGGACCACAUCUACCGAUCGACUAUAAGAAAAACGCUUUUAUCGGCUAAUCAUUUAGCACCACCUUUAUACUACAGUCGCAGUAAAACGAUUAUCGUUCUUUGUCAUAUUUCUUUGUUAUUACGAUGGUUGUCUUUUUAGUGUUGCAUAUAGCCAUGGUGACAAAAAAUAUACAGACUUAAAGUACUUUAUUGCUUUUCAAAAUAUGUCCCACCAAGAUCGAUACACUUUUGUAUACGUUCAAACCAAUUGGUAAAACAGUUAUUCCAGUCUUCAGUUCUUCUUCUUUUUUUUUAUAUAGGCAGCACUGCCUGUUUUUCUUCAACGGUGCCUUUCAUUCUGUCCCUAAAUUGUCAUUCCAUCUUUUCCUUAGGCGUCCUAUACUUCUCCUGCCUAACGGUGACUUGUCCCUGGCUAUUCUUACUAUCCUUGAUUCAGACAUCCUGCUUAUCUGUUCAUUCCACUCUUCUUUUCUGUUCUUUACCCAGGUAUGUAUAUUGUCUACCCCACAUAUGCGUCUGAUUUCCUCACUUCUUACCCUAUCCUGUAGUCCUUUUCCAGCAAUCCUUCUUAAGAUCUUCAUUUCGUUGGUUUCCAGAUGUCUUCAUGUUUUGCUUGUAUCUGGUCUUGUUUCGGCCGUGUAAGUCAUAACUGGCCUAAUAACUGACAUAUAUUCGGGCCUUUGUUUCCAGUCUUAGGUGUUUGUUUUUCCAAAUUGUGCCAUUUAGGCAUCCGGCCGUUCUACUGGCUUUAAUUAUUUGGUUUUUUUACCUCUUCUUCGAUAUUAUUGUCGGCUGAUAGAUUAAUUCCCUGAUAUUUGAAAGUCAUUACUUGUUGUAUAAUUUGAUUUUCUAACUCCAAUUUGCAUCUUAUUGGUGCUUUGGCAAUUAAUAAGUUUUUUGUUUUUUGGGCUGAUAUUUUCAUAUUCAUUUCUUUUGCGUUAAUGUUGAACUCGAGCAAUAAUCUUUGUAGGCCGUCUUCGCACUCUGCUACUAACACGGUGUCAUCAGCGUAACAGAGUAUUUUUAUCUCUCUAUUGCCCAUUUUGUACCCUCUUUUUUUCUUCACUUGUUUUAUUAUUGCAUCCAAUAUUAUGUUAAACAGUAGAGGGCUUAUUGAAUCUCCUUGCCUGAGUCCUAUAUUUGUUUCUAUGGGUUCUGUUAUUAUUCCAUUGACUUUCAUUUCUAUUUUAUUUCUUACAUAUAUAUUUUCUAUCAGUUUUAUGAUAUCCAGUGGUAAAUUUUUGUAAUAUAGUAGGUGUAUCACUUCUUUUAAUUGGAUUCUAUCAAACGCUUUCUCUAGAUCUAUGAAACAGAAAAAGGCUGGUUUGUUAUAUUCUAAUGAUUUCUCCGCUAUUUGCUCUAUAGUUACUAGGGUCUGCCCUAUAACCUUUCUUAAAUAACGCUAUCAUUUGAGUGGUUCUCCAUUCUUCUGGAAUUCUUCCUGUAUUUAUUUAUUUAUUAUUUUACUUGUAAGGAUAUUCAGUUCUUUGUGAAGUCUAUCUCCUCCGUAUUUAAAAAGUUCAUUAGCUAUUCCAUCUUUCCCAGGAGCUUUCCGAUUUUUCAUCUUUUUUAAGGCGUUCUUUAUAUCUCCCUCUUUAAUUUCUGUUUACUCAUCCGAUUCUAAUCCUGGUGUUUCCAGUUCUUCGUGAUUAGCUGUUUGAUAGAGGUUUUUUUAGGUAAGUUGUCCAUGUAUUUGUAUCAAUAUAUUUUACUUCUAUCAAUUCCUUCAUCUCUGUUCUUUGACCUCUUAUCAUUUUCCACAUUUCCUUUUGCAUCCCAUAAAAGUCGUGCUCCAUCUCUUUUGAAAAUGCUUCCCAAUGUUCUGUUUUCUUCCUUCUUACUAUUGAGUUUAAUUCAUUUCGUACUCUUUUAUAUUUUUCAUAUGUUUGUCUCGUUCUUUUAGUCUUCAGUUGACGCUUGCAAAAUCGCUGUUUUAAAGGCAUCGUUGGCUUCUUCUGGCGACUGGCAUCGCUGCUCUCGCAUUGAAUUUAUGAUCUUUGGGAUCGUGAAGAAGUCGUUGGGACUUAGGUCUGGUUUGUACGGUGGAUAGUUUAAAAAUUCGAUGUUUUGAAGCUCAAAAAAUCUAUUGUCUUUUGGGCAGUGUGAACACUUGCAUUGUCCUCAUGUAGGAUAAUUCGCCGUUGUGUGUUGCUUUGUCGGAGUUUCCCGAUAACUUCUGGUAAACAAACGAUAAUAUACCAGUCAGAAUUUUCUUUUUUCUAAAGCAAUUGUUAUCACAUGACCAGUUUUUCACACAUUUGCUUUGUUGCAAUCAUUUUCUUUGACACACUUCGAGAACGGAUCACUGUUGUUAGUUUUUCCUUAUCGUGAAAUACCCACAUAGCAGGUUGGCAUUAUUUUCCGGUUCGUAGACGGUUUCGUAAACCUCCUGGAUGGCAUCGCGCUAAACCUCCAGCGCGACUUACCUGCUCUGUUCUCUUACAUUCAGUACAAUGUGUUUGUUUUACAUGGAUGUCGACAUCGACCGCGACCUCCACCUACACCGAGACCUACUUGUUCUGUUCUUACCCUAACAAUACUGUAAACUUUUUUUGAGCUUCCUUUGUUGAACCGUACCAAUGUUUUUCGACACCAAUUGAAGCGAACCGCUUUUUGAUCUUCUGUGACAAAAUGAGGGAUCCAACGGGAAAUCAACUUCGUAACACCUAGUUCUUCAUGUACGAUCUUUUGGAUCGAGGUCUUUGAAAUACCCAAAUAUGUCUCUAUCUCCCGGUAUGUUACAUGGCGGCCAUCCUUAAUUAGCUGACGAACCGCAUAAAUGUUUUGCUGUGCGACUACUGUUUUGGGUGGACCUAGCCUGGAUUCGUCGCUGAGACUGGAGCGACCACGUUGAAAUUCGCAAUACCAGCAGGAAAUAGUUGACUGGCGUGAUGCUUUUAUUCCCAAACACACAAACAAUUUCAGUGAAAUAUUGCUGUUGGGAUAAUCCUCUCAGAAAAUUGUAAACAAUUAUUGCUCGAAAAUGUUUUCGGCUAAGAUCCAGUUUCCACCUACUUGCUAAUUUCAAAAAUUCACUAUAUCUACAUGACUUUUUGUAUCGAAAUGAAACUCUGGAUUUAUGUCACCUAAAGAUUGAGGUUACAUUUGUGUCGGAAGGAUUUAUUGGUGACUCCCUCUAAGCGGCUAUAUGCAAAACUAAAAAGACAAACCUGGUAUAUUUCGUUAUUACCGCCAGAAAGCCGGUGUAUGACGUCAUUGGAUCUGUGACUUGUGACGAUUAUUAUUUUGCUGUAGCUGUAGAUUCCUAUUCCUAUUUAGACAAGGCGGAAACGGCGGGUUCGUUGGGAAAAAUAUUCCCAUGAGAUAUUUUUGCAUAAUCACAUUCGUGAGACAUCCCAGAAUAAGGUUCAAGAAGUCGCCCACGAGAAAAGUGGGCCAAUUUUUUUUUAACAAUUUUUUUUAAUCAAAUUGCAAAAAAUCAAUAUUUUUGGCCCGGACUAAUUUUUUUUUAGGUUUUUUGGACCAUUUUGAACAAAAAAGGUAUCUUAUAAUUUUUCUCUAAAGUUGAUCUUUUUCGAGUUAUAAGCAAGUUAAAAUUUGAAAAACGCGAAAAUGGCCAUUUUUAAGACUUAAUAACUCGGUCAAAAUUAUUAUUUUGAAAGUCAGAAAGUGACUAAAUCAAAGUUUAAAGUCGCCGAUACAUGAUCCUGAAGAAAUCUGUGUCAUUAAUUGACUACUAAGCUGUUAUUUUUAAUUAAUAACAAUGAGUGGUUAGAUCGUAUUGACGCUGAUGUAAAUGUGAGUGCGAGUAAGAUGCACAAUUGGACUGCUGGAAUGGCUUCUCUCUCGCACUCAGCAUUUAUAGCCCCGCACACGUGCAUGGAGCUAAUUAUUAUUACUUAAAAAUAACAGCUUAGUAAUAAAAUAAUGACAAAAAUUUCUUCAGUAUCUUGUAGGGGGGGCUUUAACCUUUGAUUUAGUCAUAUAUUGACUUUCAUAAUAAUAACUUUUAAACGAGUUAUUAAGCCUUGAAAAUCGCCAUUUUUCGUUUUUUUCAAUUUUAAAUUGCUUAUAAGUCGAAAACGAUCAACUUUAGAGAAAAAUUAUAAGAGACCUUUUUUGUCCAGAAUGGUCCAAAAAAUUAACGAAAAAAUUGUUUGGGCCAAAAAUAUUGAUUCUUACAAUUUGAUCAAAAAAAAAAUUGUUAAAAAAAAUUGGCCCACUUUUCACGUGGGCGACUUCUUGAACCUUAUUCUGGGAUGUCUCACGAAUGUGAUUAUACAAAAAAAUCUCAUGGGAAUAUUUUUCCCUUCGAACCCGCCGUUUUCGCCUUGUCUAAUUAUUAUUUUUUAUUAUUCCUAUUGUAUAUUAAGCAUUUAUUUUUAAAAUUUUAAAGAUCCUGAGUAUUGGGAUAGCGUUAUUACCAAGUAUUGUUUUUACUACAUACAUAGUUAAGUUUGUAUGGAUUUUUUUAUACAAGGGUCUUUUGAGAUUCAUCUAGUCUCAGUAAAAAAUUGCAUUUUUUUUAUUUGUCUCCUUUAUUUUUCAGCACUUUCGCCCAAGAAUCUAUAUAAGAUGCUUUUACAACAUUUUUUUAAAUUUCAGAACAGCCAAUAGUCACAAGGUGUUAAAUCCGUUGAAUACGGUGGUGUUUUGCGUGUGUAGCAGUUGAUUUGUGAGUGAUUCCGUUAUAUUGAUGAAACGUAAUUCUUGUGCAAGACAAACCAUUGCAUUUUUCCUCAACUUGUCGAAACUGUCCAAUAGAGUGGCAUAGUAUAUGCCACUUGGUGGUCUUAGCCGUGUGUAGUAGAUAUUCGUUGUUUUUUCUCCACUGCUUUUACUGUUUCUUAGAUCAAAUGAAUAGAGCAAACAGCCGCAGGUUGCCUGAAUGAAACAAUAUGGAGAAAUAAAAAUAUCGGGAAAGAAAUGAAAGGCAGAAUUUACAAAACAGUCAUCAGACCAAUAAUGCCAUGCGUGGAAGAAACACUACCUGACAGAGAGGACAAAAAUAAUGCUAGGAAGGGUAGAGAUAAAAACCCUUAGAGAAAUUGAUGGUAAGACAUUAAGUGACAGAGCUGUAAGUACAGAUAUACGACGGAGACGCAAGGUGGUGAACAUGAAGGACUGAGUAAGAAACAGAAUAGAAUGAAACGAUCAUAAGAGCCGAAUGACAACAAAUAGUAAGUAGUAAUAGUAGUAAAGACGACAAGAAACGAUUUCCCAAUAGGAAUACGAUCAGUGAGAAGGCCACGAAAACGAUGGAUCGGCAACUUACUGGAAAUUGAAAAAUAGACAGUCAUGUCUACACAAAAAGUAGAAGAAAAUCAAUUCUUCCGUUCCGUGCACGUAUCCCCUUUGCCCUGCUCUAUUUCUGAGCCUGGACGGACAUUCGUUUUUUCGUCUUCCCAAAAAACACAAAAAAGUUGAUUUUAUUCGACGUCUACUCAUACCAAAUUGUUAUCGUUGCUUGUAAUUUUGACAAACGUCUUGCUUUGAAUCACAGAUGUCCAUACCGAAAGCAAUGGGUUCUCGUAUAACGCCAUCUAUCGUAGACUAGAUACAUUUCAAACGACCCUCGUAUUUGUGUCAUUUUCAAUUAACAAUUAAUAAAAAGACUAAGUUUUCAAUCUAACGGCAUAUAAAACAACAUAAUGUUACUCUACAUCCCACCAGGCUGAAAACAAUGGGAACCUUCUCUGGUUACACUUCCGAGGCUUCUACAAUUUGCAAGCCAUAACGGAUGCUGAGAUUUACAAUUUUACAAUUUAUAAUUCACGUCCCAUCUGCUCAGCGCGGUAAAGUCCCAACGAGAAUGGUUCCCUUCGUACUCCAAUUAGAGUAAACAUGUAAAUAAAAAAUGAAUAACCAUUUUCAAUUUCGUUGCAAAACGAAAAUACAGCCGCAUCAUAUUCUAGUCCAAUCAGAGAGUGCAGCAAGCACCUCUAUCGGUUUCGAAACUUAUUAGUCUCUCAUCAGGAGGCACAUAAUAUGCUGCUCUUUGAUUCAACCAAAACAAACCCCGGCGUGCAGUCACGGAUUGCAACGAACGAAAUGGCAUAGAUGCCCUAGCGACGUGACUGCACGCCGGGGUUUGUUUUGGUUGAUUGAAUCAGAGAGAGCAGCAUAUGUGCCUCCUGAUGAGAGACUAAUAAGUUUCGAAACCGAUAGAGGUGCUUGCUGCACUCUCUGAUUGGACUAGAAUAUGAUGCGGCUGUAUUUUCGUUUUGCAACGAAAUUGAAAAUGGUUAUUCAUUUUUGAUUUACAUGUUUACUCUGAUUGGAGUACGAAGGGAACCAUUCUCGUUGGAACUUUACCGCGCUGAGCAGAUGGGACGUGAAUUAUAAAUUGUAAAAUUUCCCCAUCUUCCUUAAUCUCAGCAUCCGUUAUGGCUUGCAAAUUGUAGAAGCCUCGGAGGUGUAACCAGAGAAGGUUCCCAUUGUUUUCAGUCUGGUGGGAUGUAGAGUAACAUUAUGUUGUUUUAUAUGCCGUUAGAUUGAAAACUUAGUCUUUUGCUAGCAGUUGCCGCUAGGGCAUCUAUGCCAUUUCGUUCAUUGCAAUCCGUGACUGCACGCCGGGGUUUGUUUUGGUUGAAUCAGAGAGAGCAGCAUAUUAUGUGCCUCCUGAUGAGAGACUAAUAAGUUUCGAAACCGAUAGAGGUGCUUGCUGCACUCUCUGAUUGGACUAGAAUAUGAUGCGGCUGGUUAUUCAUUUUUGAUAAUAAUUAAUAAUUUGAUAUCAUUGUUUUUGGAAGUUAUAUGAAACUUUAGACAAAUCAUUCAUAAAACUAGGUAAAAUAGUUCAUUUAAAAUUUUAUUCGGAAACAGGGAGAAAAGAUUAAAAUUUUAAGGAAAAAUUUAAGUACCGUCAACUUACGACAAUGGUGGAGGAUGGUAUUUGUACAUAUCAGGCCUACACCUAGAACUUUAGUAGUUUGAUUGCUAAUUAUAUACCUCAAAUUGACUAAUGAAGAUCUGUAGAACUUGCGAAAUAGUGUCCAGAGUUUUAUUUUUUACAAAACAAAAAUUUAGCGGCAAUCUCCGUUUUACAACUUUUGUAUCUAAUAAUAAAGAUAAUAAAUACAUACCUACAAGUUUUACAACAUAAUAUAUUUAAGAUAAAGUAUAUCACAUUUCAAUUAUGUUAUAAAAACCAUACAUCACAUUUACGCUGGGACCUCCAGCUAUCUGAAAGAAGUCUUUCAGAUGUAUUAAGUGACUUUUUUAAAAUAGUGAAGCUGACAAAGCUACUCGUCUUAGAGUCUGACAGAUAGCCGAACGGCUAGGCUGACGUAUAGCAUCAACUUCCACCAAACUCAUGCCAGAAAAUAAAAGGGUUAACGUAGUAGUUAAAAUCUAAAUAGAUCUGUACUGAGACGCUAGAUCUGUUAGAAUGCGCUGGUGCAUCUGAUCGACAUAUGGAUGAGCAGUACAGCAACAUAUGGGGGCUUGUGGCUCGGUGUUAUUCACUCCAGAGAUCCUUAUAGAACAGGCGUGUACCUAAAAAACUGGAAUAUACUAAUAUACAUUUUUUAAAUAUGAUUUCUUUUUAUCCCAAAAUCACCAUUGAAACACACACAUCAUCACAUCGUAAUAUCAGUAUUUCAGAAUACGAUUCUUAGGGUAAAUGAAGACUGCCGUUUUUUGCACAAAAAGUCAAUUUUUUUUAACAGUUUUACAUGUCCAACAACCUUUUUUAUAUUAGAUAUAUGUAAUAAACUAAAAGAAACAUAAAAUGCUGAUGUAGUUAAAUAUUGUGAUAGUUUAGGUCUGUCAUUGCCAUUUGACUGGAUUUAAGGUAUCUAGAUAUUUUUUAAUUCAUACAGAUUGCCUUGGAAAGACUCAACUGGGAUUAUUGUACCAUUGAUGAUGAUGUAUUCCUAGGUAUUGUAACAAUAUAAUAGCUAAUGUAUAAUAAUGGAGUUACUACCUAUAUAAUAGGUGAUAAUUGUUCAACAGUAAAAUAAUAAUUGAUGGAUUCGACCCAGUGCCGGUUUAACCUAACUUCGGGCCCUGGGCACUGGAGGUUUAGGCCCCCUUCAUUGUUAUUCGUUGUCAGUUUUUUAACAAGAAAACACAUGUAUUAACUAUAAAGGUUUAUUGUAAAAUCCAUAAAAUAUUUUUUUAAACAAGCAAGAAGAAUAGCAAACGUAAAAAUAAUCCAAAACAUACAUUUAACAACAUAAAUAACAAACAGAAAGUUCCACAAAACAACACAUGACAAGCAAAAAACAUUCUAAAAAAUACAUAAAGACAAAAAUACAUAAAGACACUACCUGGGUAGUUUUUAAUCAAUGACAUGGCGAAAUCUGACAACUUUCUGUAGUUUUUGGAAAAGGACCCCGUCACAAACACUGACACGGGGGCUAGGCUACGACACUGUGUAGUGUGUAUAGGCGUGAAGAGAUGUAACAAUAGAACAAAGGCGUUUGCAGUGUAUUGGCGUAUCUGAGUAUGAGAUUUUUUCAGAGAAUAUGUAAAUUAUUUAGCGACUUUAUUUUUUUUAUAAUUAAAAGGAACGGGGCCCCCCGGGGCCCGGGCCCCUGGGCGCCCGCCCCAAGCGCCCAGUGGAUAAACCGGCACUGAUUCGACCGUUACUUGAUGGAAGUCCAUUUUAUCUAACAAUAAAACACUAAAAACGUUUGUUUUCUAUACUUCCACAAAAUUUAUUACAAAUAUUAGGUCUGGAUCCCGUGUAUGAAAAAAAAGUUGAUUAAUAGCAAGCUGAAAAGUUGUUAAUAGCUUAAGGGUGUCUAGUCGGACAAACUUUGAUAUAUGGGAACACUGGAACAGGGGAAGUUUUAAUUGUGGAACAGGUUAAAAAUUUGGAACAAUCAGACCACGAAAACGGCACAUGUAUUUUGUCCGACAGAACAGACUUAAAUUCUCCGAACAGAGAUUAAACUCUCAUGAAAAAAUCAGACUGCUAUUUAUCACCAAAUGGGCGUUUUAAUGAGUGGAACAUGUAGAAAUGUCAAAUGACAGGAAUUAUGACACGUGAUAAAUAGGAGUCUGACUUUUGCAUGAGAGUUUAAUCUCUGUUCGGAGAGUUUAAGUCUAUUCUGUCGGACAAAAUAAAUGUGCCGUUUUCGUGGUCUGACCGUUCCAAAUUUUUAACCUGUUCCACAAUUAAAACUGCCCCUGUUCCAGUGUUCCCAUAUAUCAAAGUUUAUCCGACUAGACACUCUUAAGCUAUUAACAAAUUUUCAGCUUGCUAUUAAUCAACUUUUUUUUCAUACGCGGGAUCCAGACCUAUAUGUGACUACAGCUGUUUCGGCAGAGUGCCUUUCUCAAGUGAUUUAGAUUACGACGGGUUUGCCUUUUUAAAAUGUUGCUAAUUGUUUGUCCGUUAUAGCCAUUGUUUACUGCUAUUUGUUUAAUGAUGUUCAGUUCUAUCUCGAAGUUAUUUUUUGACAUGGGAAUUUCUGUCAGUCUAUGUAUCAUGCUAUGGUAGGCUGCUAAUUUGUGUUGUGUAGGAUGGGAUGAUGAAUUAUGUAUAGUUGUGUCAGUAUGGGUAGGUUUAUGAUAUACGGAUUUCUGAUAGAGUUUCUCCGUAUAUCAUAAACCUACCCAUACUGAUAGACUAAGAGCUGCUAUAGGUGAAAUUUCUUAAUCAUUUUAGGCACAAUGGGACCCUAUAACUUAAAUAGUAGAACCUAAAAGAAAACGUUUAAACACUGUGCCGUCACUUUUCAGUGGCACGUGCGUCGACAGUGGCGCAUCAAACUUUCCACUUACGGACGGGAUAAAUAAAUUAAAAGUUAACAGAACUUACUAACAGAAUUAAAUUUUUUUUAUUUUUUUAAGUUCUAUGUGAUUAACACAUAGUAUUCAGCGUGAUUUUAACCCACCACCCCCUUCCCCCUGCCCCCACCAUUAAAAACUUUAUUUUUCGUUUUUAUUUUUUUUGGUGGGAUGCAAUCAAUUUUAAAAUUUCAAAAAAUUCACACGCAUAGUUGAGGCUUUUAUAAAACAUGCCUAUUUUUUAUAGACCCAUAGGUAGAGUGUACAUAACCUCAAAAAGUUAAAAGAAAUUUUUUUUUUUCAAAAAAUCAUAACUUUUUUUGAGGAAUAGCUGCAGGUCUAAUUUUUUCUUAAUCUUGUGUGUUUUAUCAAACACUAUAUUUUUAAUUUUUUUCAGAUUUUUCCGUAAGUCUCCCCACCUUCAAAAAUCCGAAAAUUGUUUUUUGGGGGGUUUUGGGGGAUUUUCCCUAUUUUAUACACUUCAUAAUAUAUCAAAUCAAUUUUGUUUUUAUAGGUUAUAUGUAACUUGAAGUAACUGAGUCCUUUAGAAUAUUUAAAAAUCAGAAAAACACGUUCAAACCCCCCAAAACCCCCUUAAAAACAGUUUUUUGGAUUUUUGAAGGUGACCAACGUUACAGAAAAAUCUGAAAAAAAUUAGAAAUAUAGUGUUUGAUAAAAUACACAAGACUAAGAAAAAAUUAGAUCUGCAGCUAUCCCCAAAAAAAAGUUAUAUACUUUAAAAAAAAAAAAAUUUUAAAGUUUUUUUGAGGUUAUGUACACUCAACCUACAGGUCUAUAAAAAAUGGACGUGUUUUAUAAAAGCCUUAACUAUGCGUGUGAAUUUUUUGAAAUUUUAAAAUUGAUUGCAUUCCACCAAAAAAAAAUAAAAUCGAAAAAUACAGUUUUUGAUGGUGGGGGUAGGGAGAAGGGGGUGGUGGGUUAAAAUUACGAUGAAUCUUAUGUCUUAAUCACAUAGAACUUAAAAAAAUGAAAACAAUUAAAUUCUGGUAAUGAGGGAGGGUAUUUUUUAAUUUAUGUAUCCCGUCCAUAAGUGGAAAGUUUGAUGCGCCACUGUAGACGCAUGUGCCACUGAAAAGUGACGGCACAGUGCUCAAACGUUUUCUUUUAGGUUCUACUAUUUAAAUUAUAGGGUCCCGUCGUGCCUAAAAUCAUUAAGAAUUUUCACCUAUAGCGGCUCUUAGUCUAUGAUACAACUAUACAUAAUUCAUCAUCCCAUCCUACACAACACAAAUUAGCAGCCUACCAUAGCAUGAUACAUAGACUGACAGAAAUUCCCAUGUCAAAAAAUAACUUCGAGAUAGAACUGAACAUCAUUAAACAAAUAGCAGUAAACAAUGGCUAUAACGAACAAACAAUUAACAACAUAUUAAACCAAAAACUCCAUAAGAAAGCCCUGAAAUUAGUCUAUCCACCACCACAGAAAGAACCCAGUACCUUCUGCUCUAUCACAUAUACUGGCAAGAUAACAACAAAAAUAGCCAGAUACAUAAAAAAGAAAGGAAUAACACCAGCUUUUAGAACUAAUAAUAACUUAAGCAAAUAUAUUAAGAACAAUAAGAGCCGAAAGAGAAAACAACUACAGAGUGGUGUUUACAAACUAACUUGUGGCGACUGUGCGAAAACUUACAUCGGUCAAACUGGCAGAACCUUUGACAAACGGAUAGCAGAACACAAAAGGGCUUUCAACAAUAGAAAAACAAACACUUCUACAUACGCACUUCACCUUCUAGAUCAUAAUCAUUCUUUUAAUGAACAGUUUCAAAUUCUGCAUAUUCAGAAUAAAGGCCUUAAGCUAUCUUUAUUAGAAUGUAUGGAAAUUAAUAAAUUGAAAAAUACAGAUAUAAUUCUGAAUGACCAACUCGAGACAAACAGCUACCCACUCCUCAACCUCUUCAGUUAAAGACUUUAAAAAAGGCAAACCCAUAGUAAUCUAAAUCACUUGAGAAAGUAACUCUGCCGAAACAGCUGUAGUCACAUAGUUGUAAUAAAUUUUGUAGAAGUAUAGAGAACAAAAGUUUUCAGUGUUUUAUUGUUAGUAAAGUGAUACUUCAGUUGUGUAAUUAUAAAAAGAUACUUAAGAUAGCAAUUUUAUUGUUGGGGCUUUGACUAGCUUUGUCUCAGGUGUAGAUACGUCUUUUCUUAAAUGUAGAAGCAGUGAGCUAGUCGAUGCCCCAACAAUAAAAUUGUCAUCUAAAGUGUCUUUUAUAGUUACACGACUGAGGUGUCAUUUUAUUGUUGAAGAAUUAAUAUAGGUAGUAACUCCAUUAUUAUACAUUGAUUGUUAUAUUGUUGCAAAUUGGUGUCCCACGUUGGGCGCCGAUGUUGAUGAUGUUCUACCAAUUUCAAUAUAUCUUCUGUCAUCCAUUUACUUUUCUUGAUUAAGUUACUUCUAUAUUCAUUAUUUGUGCAGAUUUCCUAAACCUGGUUUUUACAUAAUUCGAUAGUUCCUCUGGAUCUUUUAGUUGUUCUUUAUUCUUGGGACUUUUGUUUGUUUAAGUCCUUCGAUUGCAUAUUCUAUCUCUCUUCGUAGACCACAUAGAUUUUGGUGGAUUUUUGCCAACCCUGGUAUCUUAAAAAGUUACUAGCUCUGAAAUAACCAGCACCAACAACUUGUAGUAAAACCGAUUGGAAGUAAAUUUUUAUUUAUUUUUAUUAGAAUACAUGACUUGUCAAAAGAUGGUUUAAGGUUUCUUAUAUUUUAGUGGGCAUUGUAUUUUCAAACACACACAGUUCAUUUUUAAACCAAUACGACUGUUUCAUUUUGACGUUUGUGAUUUUACUCAUUUAAGACGACUGAGGGCCAGUAAUUAACAUUCUUUUAAAAUAAUUUUCGUCACUUUCGAAUGGAAUAUUAUAUAAAGUUACUCGAAUAGUAUUGCUUUGUCUUUCACUUGACCAUUUUUUACUUUUAUGUGAUAGUUAUUAUGAGAUGAUACUUUAAAUCCAGUCGAGUAGAGUAGAUAUGCCUUUAUAGUUGAUAUGUUUGGAUAUCGUGUUUAACAUUUAAUGAUAUAGAUCGAUAAAUGUAUUUGGUAAAUAUAUUUAAAAUUGCA